Molecule: messenger RNA, 5580 nt
Organism: Mesocestoides corti
Lineage: Eukaryota; Metazoa; Platyhelminthes; Cestoda; Cyclophyllidea; Mesocestoididae
Source: the annotation of a GenBank genome assembly
AUGCCGUCGGUGCCCUCCGAGAUGACUUGUGUUGAAGAUCUGAAAGUGCUGAUUGUCGGUCCGCGAGAAGUCAGUCUUCGUUGGCGUCUCGGUGACGAAGCGAUCGACGCUCUGGAGGCUCUCUGCGGUCGAACCGGACCUCGCGCGGGAAUGAUGGACAGCGGCUAUGGAGACUCCACAGUACCCAGCAUUCCAGUGACCGAGGAACUGCGUCAAUCAGUGCGCUACUCAGUGGAGCGACGAGACGCCUUCUCUUCUGACUGGUACACCGUCGCCGACAACAUCCACGGCGACCUCACUGGCAAGGUCAAGGUGCACAAUUGUCCCAAACAGAUGUACGGCAAUGAGUACCGUGUGACGGCUUGGCUUAACAACCAACCUUGUGCUCCAAGUCGACCUGCGCGGAUUAAUAUAAAAACAGCUGAACUGGCUCCCGAUCUGUCGUGCCAGAAGGUCAACGUGGACGUCAGCAAUGUGGAUGAAUAUCGCAUUUCCUAUCCCGAGGACAAACUGGAAAGCUUCUUUGCCGACCACAUUCUUGCUUCCACACUGCCACAGAGUCUAGAAGAGGAUCUUACCUUCGACGUUGAGGCGAUGAAAGGCAACUCGAAAGAAUGGGAAAAGAUCGCCACUGGAUUGCCGUCUCCUUCAUUCGCUUGGACCAACGUGAACCCCCUCCUGCCGUACACUUUCCGAAUUGUAGGAAGAAAUCAGUUUGGCGUGGGUCAGCCAUCCCGCAUGACUCAUGUCGAUGCUCAAGUCGUGAUACCUGAUCUGUCCUUCGUUGUUCCAACGGUGCGUGAGCCAUCCGGUGUUCUGGAAGGCAGAGAGCCCGCUGAGCUGCGCUGGCAGACGCCCAGGAUCUACAGCCUCACCGAAACGUUCACACCCUUCACCUACGAGGUCCAGAUCCGUCCUGUGGGUCUUGGCGAGGCCUCCAACGAGUGGAAGGUAUUCAAGGAAGGUCUCAAGCAGCCGCGUUGUUCUCUGGAAGGCCUAGAUCCGGGACUAGAGUACGCUCUCCGUGUGGUCGCUGUGACCAACUUCGGCAGGGGUGAGCCAAGCCAACCAACGCGCAAGAGAAGAGGUCGAGGAAAUCGUUCCCUCCAAUCGGCUAGCAGUUGGGGAAGUUUGACAAGCCCUCAUGACUCAGCACCGCCGCAAUUUGAAGAUCCCUCGCCUUCAGUUGUCUACGUGCCAGCCGGUGGGGAUCUGGACCUUCGAUGCACGCUGACCGCCGUCAAUGUGAAAACCCCUGUGCACUUUGUUUGGUCCUUCAACUUUCAAGAGAUCCCCAAUCUUCCGAAGCACGAACAAUUUCCAUCAGGCUACUUCCAGCACGUGACAGGUGGUGGCAAACAGGCACAACUGCGGCUCUUCGACUUGGAUGAGAGGGACUUUGGAACCUACACCUGCAAGGCCGUCAACGCCUUCGGCAGCACCAUCAAAGAGUUUCGUGUGCUUCGAGCUGAUGCUCCGGUGAUCACUGAAGUGCCUCUACCAAUCAUAACUCUGCCCGUUCACCACACACUCCUGCUGCCUUGUUGGGUUGACGCUGUGCCACCAGCCAAGAUCACGUGGACGCGCGACUCAAAACGUCUGACGUCAUCCCACCGCACGUGGAUUGGUGGAGAGACGAAUGGAAUGGUUGGCAGCCCCGCCACAACGUCACUUGAUUGGUCGGAGGAGGUGGAGUACGGCGAGUUGAGCGUCGAUGCCUCGUUGAGGGUGGAGAGGUGCGUUUUCCAAGAUGCUGGACUGUACACCAUGAUUGCUGAGAAUCCUGCUGGCCGAGCCCAGACGAGCUGCAUUGUUCGAGUUGAGGAAACCCUCACUCCACGAACGAUAACACCGAGGUGGUCAAAUAUCGACAAGCACUACUUCGUUCUCCAUCAAAUUGGAACUGGUUCCUUCAGCCGUGCGCACCUUCUGAUCGACAAGAAGACUAAUCGAGAGUACGUCGGGAAGGUGUAUGCUCUCGACGAUGUAAUGACUCGCGUCCUGGGUGCUCGCGAAUUCGAAUGCCUCAACCGACUUCACCACAACAAUGUCCUCGAGUUGGUUGACACGGUCAUUAGUGACGACCAUCUCGUUCUCAUUACCGAGAGACUGACAGGGAAUCAUUUGCUCGAAGAGGUGCUUCUGGGACACACGUGGACGGAGGCUGCUGUGGCAAUGCUGGUGAAGGAACUGCUUGAAGCCGUAGCACAUGUCCACGCUGAAGGGAUCGUUCACCUCGACAUUCAGCCAGACAAUGUCAUCUUUCCACGUGGAACUUCCUCUCGAAGCGUUGGGUUAGAAGGACUUAUGCAAGCCUUAAGCUGUCUGUCAGUGGACACCACGGGUGCUGGAGGUCGCAGCGACCUCGGCGUGGUCUCGUGUUUCGUCAAACUCACCGGAUUCUCAAUGGCCCAGCCCGUGUUCGAUCGGUCAAAUCUGCAGCUGGCAAGCAUCAUGCCUCCGCCCCUGUGGUGUCCCGAUUUCGCGGCCCCGGAACUCCUGCGGACCACUACUUCAGUGGAGGACGAUGACCACGGAUCGGGAGUUGGUGUAGCCGCCGAUAUCUGGAGCGUUGGAAUCAUAACUUACCUCCUACUCUUUGGAGAACAUCCAGUCAUCCACAAGUCGGACGACACGCUGAAUGUUGAGGAUGUCGCUUCCAUUGAAGACAGACUGGCUGGAAUGACCAAUUCCUUAGCUGGCGAAGCGCAAGAGGACGCUUCACCAGAAGCGAUCGACUUCCUUCGGCAUCUGUUGACCGCGGAACCCACUAAACGUCCAUCGGCCACGCAGUGUCUAAGGCAUCCAUGGUUCACGGAAAGUGGUAAAUCAGCUAGAAAUCUCGAGAAUAGUCUACAAAAACUCAAGGAUUACCAGCGGAUCUACCAAAAAAGGAAGUCGAUUCCAACGGACAGUUGGCGGCGCGAGUGUUUCCUGAAGUUUGCUGGUGAAGCUUGUGCCCACUCGCUACCGCAACCGGCUGAGCCCAAUCGCCGAGCGAGCUCCACGCAGCCGCAGUGGUCGUUGGCGGGCGAUGUGGAGAACGUGGACGCUCAGCGAUCGGCUCGAGGCUUCAGCAUUGAUCGCGAUUUGACAAACCGCAUUUCGACACUAAUGGUGCCACCAAAGGAUCGUGGAGGUGUUGGAGGAUCAGGCGGUUCGUCUCUACGAUCGUCGAUGUUGCACCUCGACAUUACUGAAUUUCAAGUGGACCAGUCUCCGAUCGAAUCUCCCUCGCCGCGACUGGAUCCAUGGGCGGGACUUCGCGCGACUUCUGACUCCUGUAUUCAGCGAUCUCGAAGUCCUAGCCUUCUCUCUGCCGACGACUCCUCCGAGCCAAUCAAACGCCUCUGCGAUAACAUCUCCAGGGAGCGGGAGGAGCAGAUCCUUCCAGUUCGCAACUGCCUCUGUGAGGGUCAGAUCCGUCCAACUUCGAAAAUCGCGCCUGCCUUCUCCAAUCCCUUGCGCGACAGUCACAUUGAUCCGCUGAGCAAUGCCGUCUUCUUCUCCUGCCAACUUGCUGGAACUCCGAGAUUUCCGUCUGUUGACGUCCUCUACCAGCGCAAGAACCGCAACGAAGUCGACGCGCUCGGACUUGCGGAUUUCGCGAUUGGUGCUCCCAGUGGAGUUGGAAAUGUCGCCGCGGCGUGGUACCUCGGUGGCUGUCUGCUGACUGACGGUCCAGGUGUGAUGCUGGGCGCCUCGCAAGGCGGGUGGCUGUGGCUGCGGCUGGAAGAUGCAGAUCGCGUGCAGGCUGGCAAAGUUGUCGAGUGUGUUGUGAGGUCGCGGAACGGAAAAGCGAAAACACAGGCUCGUAUCCUUCUGCCAGGCAAGCUAUUCCAAGAUGCAUCAAGUCAGCUUUACUCUAGGGACCUAAACAAACCGAUUCUCGGUUUUUUAGAACCUCCGUCUCCGCCUGGUCGUCCAGGAAUCCUGCAGUCUGCGUCGAAUGAGGUUCUCGUGGCCUGGACCUGUGGAAACGAUGACAGUUGCGAGGACUUUGUCUACCGAGUUGAUUUGAAGUAUCCCGACGCUAAACCGAUUGCAUCCGCUUGGCGAACCGUGGGGUAUACUGUCGACAGACGAUACCUUAUCACAGCACUGGAACCAGAUCUUGCAUACCGCGUUCGAGUCUCCGUGCGCAAUGCUGUUGGGUGGAGUGGGUACAGCAUUGCCUCGUCCGAAUUCCGACUGCAUUCUGGCAAUGCUAAGAGCGUAAAUCUGCCUGAAGACGAACGUCGAUGGAUUCUGGACUGGCGACAGGCCUCGCAUCCCUUCGGGUUGAGUGACCACCCGGAGGCGCUUGCAGCCAAUCGGAAGAGGCUCCCCACAACACCAAGUGAUGAUGAUGAUCACUAUGAUGACCCCUUUGAUCGUCCACCGCCUUCUGGUAUCGCUGGUGAAAUAGCUCGCACUUGUGGACUCUUUCCCCACGCCGAAGCCGUCAAGAGGCUCUGCCAGACAGAAGGCAUUGUCGCCAAGGGCUCCUUCGGGAGCAAAGUGCUUCUACGGUGUCAUCCAGCGCUGGUGGAAAGAGGUUACAUUCCAGGCAUGAAGCAGGAGAGACAGCCCUUCGGUCUUCCGGCGUUCGUGAUGGCAGAUCUGACGGACGUCAUCGAUGACGAGGGGCUGGAACGCAGGGCGAGGCAGAAGGCCAUCAUCCAGACUCUCGUGCACUCCUCCGCGCCAACACGCGCCUCGGACGGCCUUGAGGGGGCUCCGAUGUUUAGCCAGCAGUUCAGCAUUCGAACGCCUCCCCUCCUACAGGGUCUCUCGCUUGGGUGGCUUGCCAACGACGCUGCCAAACCCACUGCGGGACUCUCCGUCUCCCAGUGGAUCUCUGGUGGUCCCCUUAUUGACGUGUUGCUUGCUCGAGGCGAAUACACCGAGUUCAGCGUUGCUCGAUGGACCUGCCAGCUGACGCUUGCUCUCCGCUGGCUACACACAACCUUCCACGGACGUCUACAUGGACGCGUCGACUUCGAUCACGUCCACGCCGCACGACGAUCCUCCACACUGCCCGACCUGGUCUUGACCGGCCUUGAACCUGUCGAUGGUUGGGUCUCCCUAAAGGACUGUUUUACUGCUCCAGAACUCGAUUCUGGCGGAAGAUGCAACGCUCUCUCCGACCUUUGGAGUCUUGGAGCAUUCGCGUAUUUCCUGCUCUUGGCAGAGAGCUUUUACACGACGUCGGCAACGGAGAGAGACGUGUCCCGGACCCCCACACCCACUGGUGACACCGUUGCCGAGCGUGGUCCAAGCAAAAAUGAAUCGAAAACCCCAAUGCCUGGAGGUUACAAACAUCUGGACCGCCCUGAAGUCAACUUGAAGGCCAUCAAGCAACUGUCCAAGUGGGGCAGACGCUUCGUCUACAAUGCGUUGCAGGCGGACCCCAUGAGUCGUGGAACCCUUGAUUUCUGGCUGGAAGGUGAUUGGUUUAGCCUUCGUCCUGAGAUAGUGAAACAACUCUCCGUGAACACGAUCCCCUCCAAGUACCUGCGAGUCUUCCAAUCAACAGAGACCUCCCACGGAGUGAUCCCGCUUCGGCCGGGUGACGCAGACCCCCUUUCGAUGGUGUGA